AUGUCUACACCAAAAACUGGUAAACGACCAAAAAUCAAUAAAAUUUUUGAAAAUUCAACAUCAUUUACCCAUUCUCCACCACUUUCUCAACAAAAUAUUAUCUCUAUUUCUAAAUGCGUGGUAGAGCUCCUCAAACCAACAAUUGAACAACUUAUUCGAUCAAUAAUUAAUGAAAUUAAAACAACACCAACAAAUACAAAAACUGAACAAACACCAUGGGGAUCUCACCCCUUUUCCAAUAAUAAUCAGAACUCACCACCCAUACAACACCUUAUUGAUAUUUCUAAUUUUAAUGCUUCAAAUUCUGACAUCGUUAUUGCUAAAUCUAAAACAGCAGUCGUUGAAAAAUUUCCUGAGUCUGAUGGAGACGUUGCAGCAUUAAAAGAAAUUGUUAAAGAAUGUGGACUUGAGAAGGAUUUGGAUGAAAAAGGUAUACAUAGACAUGGCACAAAUAAAAAUAAUUUCAAACCACAAAUUUUUAAAAUUCAUUUUAUUUCGACAAAAUCUCGUGACAAAUUUAUAAAAUCGUAUAGAAAAAUUGUUAAAUCAAAUCCUAAUAAAUACCCUCAACAAUCUUUCUCACGUAGAGAUCUUUCACCACCCGAACUUAAAUUACUCUAUUCCCUUAGAAAACAAGCUUUUAAUGCAAAUUUAAAUUGUAAAUUAUAUAAAUACAUUGUUGUAGACUUGACUAUUAUUGAAUUAUCUGACCCAAAACCACUCCACAACAGACAGCCAUAG
This is a messenger RNA of Meloidogyne enterolobii, 741 nucleotides long. The record is from the annotation of a GenBank genome assembly. Lineage: Eukaryota; Metazoa; Nematoda; Chromadorea; Rhabditida; Meloidogynidae.